GAAUCUUGAAAAACAAAGCGAGAAGAGAAGGCCCUYGGAAAGAGGUUGGACAGGAAAUGACGUCAAGCGAAACCUUGUUAUUUGGGUUUCCUGUGGUAGUCGCUUGAAUGCUUCCAGGGUUCAAGGUUCACUUCGUAUUCUUGUCGUUAAAUGACCAGACCAGAAAAUUUUUGCGAAUAAAACGAGAAUGAAUAUACUAACAGAGGAACGAACAAAGGAURUUUGGCGGCAUAAUGAUGCAGUAUGUUUUGAUGUAGACAGUACUGUCGUUACUGGGGAAGGUAUUGAUGAAUUUGCACGGUUUUGUGGUCGUGGUGAAGAAGUUGCUGAAUGGACAAGAAGAGCUAUGGAUGGGGGUAUAUCAUUCCAAGAAGCACUUGAUGCCAGACUGAACAUAAUCAAGCCUUCUUCACAACAGGUUGAAGAUUUCAUUUCGAGCAAUUCUCUCCACUUAACAGAACAUAUAAGGGAGCUAAUUUCAACAUUAACGAGUAAAGGCUCAGCAGUUUACUUAGUGUCUGGAGGUUUCAAGGAGUUUAUUGAACCUCUAGCUAAACUUGUUGGGAUUCCAAAAGAAAACAUAUUUGCAAACCGAUUGAUUUUUGAUGACCAAGGAAAUUAUUCUGGAUUUGAUACCAAUCAACCCACCUCAGACUCUGGAGGGAAAGCUACAGUUGUUGGAAUGCUUAAAAAAAGAUACAAUUACAAAAGUCUUGUGAUGGUUGGUGACGGUGCAACAGACAUUGAAGCUUGUCCACCUGCGGAUGCUUUUAUAGGUUUUGGUGGAAAUGUUGUUCGUGAGAAUGUCAAGAAAAAUGCCAGUUGGUAUGUUUCAGAUUUUGAAACACUUCUUAAYGAACUGAAAAAAGGUUAAUUCCAGAAAGAAAUGAAAAAAAUUAUAAAGAAUAUAACAUUGAGGGUGGAACGUAGAUUCGCUGAUUGUCAUCAUUACAACAACAACUACUAAUAGAUAUUUUAAUAUAUUAAAUCUGGAACACAGAUUUUUUCCAAGUUCCAUUCCUUUUUACUUCUCGUCAUUUCAUUCUUUCAUUUUUGAUAUGAUUAUAAAUAUAUAGGGAUCUAUAUUUCUGAUUUUAGAUGUUCUCAUUAUUUAUAUAUGUGAAGAGAACAGUUUUGUGUAUGAGAAUAUA
Messenger RNA from Actinia tenebrosa (Australian red waratah sea anemone), 1151 nucleotides. RefSeq names its product phosphoserine phosphatase. Gene Ontology annotation, cellular component: cytoplasm. Gene Ontology annotation, molecular function: magnesium ion binding; L-phosphoserine phosphatase activity. Gene Ontology annotation, biological process: L-serine biosynthetic process; dephosphorylation. NCBI's taxonomy places the organism in Eukaryota, Metazoa, Cnidaria, Anthozoa, Actiniaria, Actiniidae. The record is from RefSeq and is a predicted model, not a curated record.